Molecule: messenger RNA, 765 nt
Organism: Cylicostephanus goldi
Lineage: Eukaryota; Metazoa; Nematoda; Chromadorea; Rhabditida; Strongylidae
Source: the annotation of a GenBank genome assembly
CAAUCCAUCAUGAAAAUUACGGAAGGCAUAGAGAAAAUGGGAGUAGUUCUUGGAGCUGCAAAGUCCGAGGUAAACGCCAACGCGGCAUCUUCACCAGACAGAACUUUGCCAAAGGACUCUCCUCCGAAAGCGAAAACACCCCCAAAGGCUGAUAAGGAAGCAAACAAGAACGCUCAGAAGCCAAAAGAACCAAAGCUGACGAAUCAAAGUGCGGAUGAGCAUAGUACCAUGAGCGCAGAGGAGAAGAAGGCUCAGCGAGCACAGAAAGCGGCUGAGAAGAAAGCUCGCGCUGAGGCUGCCGCAGCCAAAAAAGCAGCCGCCGCGCAAAAGGAUACUGCUGCUGGUUCAAAAGAGCAAAAGAAGAGGCCCGAUCAUGUGAAUAAUCAGAAACCGAAAGAAGUGAAAGGUGCUGCUGUUUCAGCAAAGGUGGAGAAUGGUGAAGUAAACCAUGCGCAGAAUGAGACAAAUAACCACGCUCCUGGAAAAUCUGCUCUUCGUAGCGAGAACAAACAUCAGACUGCGCGAGAAGUCAAAUUUGAUCUUUGUGCCAAUGUUGUCAAAUCACCUUCAGAUGAUAGUAUAGGAAGUGAUGUUCCUGUGGGACCAAUCUCCGAAUGUCCCGAUCCUCCCUCUACUGCUCACAUCCAUCCCGCCUUUCUUAAUUUAGCUGUUUGUUGCGAACAAGGAAUGAUCGAUGAAGUUGACUCAUUGUGUCAAAGUUUUAUUUCCGCCUUUAAAGAGGUGAGUUGUCAAUCGUGGUGGACU